Messenger RNA from Pyricularia oryzae 70-15, 3367 nucleotides. RefSeq lists its product as uncharacterized. Gene Ontology annotation, molecular function: L-amino-acid oxidase activity; polyamine oxidase activity. Gene Ontology annotation, biological process: amino acid catabolic process. The record is from RefSeq and is a predicted model, not a curated record. The transcript is spliced from 8 exons. Bases 475 to 2550 code for a protein of 691 amino acids. Lineage: Eukaryota; Fungi; Ascomycota; Sordariomycetes; Magnaporthales; Pyriculariaceae.
UGCCGUUGUAAAGCCCCGACCCACAACGACGCGCGGCCAAGACUGACUCCUAGCGACCUGCCUCUUUUCUCAUCUUUACUACGUAGGCGGAGAUUCAUGCAUCCUACAGACGUACCAGGUGCUCGGGAUCCAUCAAGGUGCAUGCACAGUCCUUUCUUAGCGUCCCACAACAAUAGUAAACAUUUCCCUCACCCCACGGCGGCGUUGAUCGGGUCCCGAACCCAUGAACGCCGGGGACUACUCAUCGGACUCACCUGCCCUGAAAGGAAGAGAUGGACAUUCAUAUAAAAUCCAGCGAUGGCCCCCUCAUGGCUCACGCGCACAUUGAAAGACAUGCGAGCUAGCCAGUCACUUACUGUCGCUAGUUGGUAAAGGAAGGUUUGUCUCUUGCGCACAAGGCUGCAUAUCGGGUGAGCUACUUGCACAAGACCAACAAAAAAAGACAAGCAAAACCCCACCCUCCUUUCGCCCGCAAUGAAGCACCUCAUCGCGUCGGCUCUGCUCCUCAGCAGGGCCGCCUCGCUGCCGAGCACGCUGCCGGUGAGGCUGUCGACGCGCACGGCCCUCAACUCCCGCCUGGCCAACGUGCACGUCGACGUGGACGACAAGCACGCAGUCGGAGAUGCGCCCAUCGACUUCACCUACGGCGCCUGCGACUCGUCCUCGCGCGGCGAGGCGCACCACACGGUCGGCAGGACCGAGAGUCCCGCGCAGGCCGUCGACCGGCUCGUCUGGACGAGCCCCGAGGACGUGGCGUCGGGCGGGUGCAUAUCGGCGUGGGCGGGCGGUGAGCAGCAGCUGCUGGUGGGCCGCAGCGCGCCGCAGACCUUUGACCACGCGGCCAUGCGCCGGCGCGACGUGCUGACCCGGCGCGCGCUCGACCCCGUGCGCAUGGACGCGUCCAGCGGCAUCGACGCCAACGGGCCGUGGUUCGACGGCGUCAAGCUGCUCGAGGGCCGCAACGUGAGCGCCGUCGACGCGGAGGCCGCCAAGGGGAGGCGCAUCGCCAUCGCCGGCGCGGGCAUGGCGGGCCUCAUGUCGCACCUGGUCCUGUCGCAGGCCGGGUUCACGAACCUGGAUCUGAUCGAGGGCAGCGACCGCAUCGGCGGGCGCGUGCAGACGGAGUACCUCUCCGGAGGGCCGUUUGACUAUUCGUACCAGGAGAUGGGGCCGAUGCGGUUCCCGCACCAGAUCGCCAUCGAGGGAGAGCUGUACAACAUUUCGGACCACCAGCUCGUCUUCCAGCUGGCCGACGAGAUGAACCGCCUCAAUGCCGACGCGAACAAGGAGCUCGACGUUUCCUUCAUCCCCUGGAUCCAGUCCUCGCAGAACGGCCUCGGCUACUUUGACGGCUUCAAGCUCCCGUCCGGACUGCCGCCCACCGUGGCCCAGAUGGCAGCGGAUCCAUCGCUGGGGCCACCUGCGGCACAGCUGGACGCCGAGGCCCUUGCCGCCUUGGCCAAGUUCAGCGAGGUGCUCGGGAGCAACGACUUGCUCAAGCUGAUUGCAAAAAACUCUUUCAAGGCCUACAAGAACUGGAUCAAGGAUGGCCUCGGCGGACUUCCCGGUGAUCAAUGGAGUAUCUACGCCUACUUCAAGCACCACCUAGAGGCAUCCCUGAACGCCACCGACGCCGUCCUCCCCUCCUUCUUUGGCAGCUCCAGCGGCACCUUUUGGUCCACACUCUACGAAAGCGUCUACUUCUCGUCCAGCAGCUGGAAGACCAUCGACGGCGGUCUGAGCCGGCUGCCAAAGUCUUUCGCCCCGCACGUGGAAAAGGACCUGCAGCUCAACCGCAAGAUCGAGCGCGUCAGCUUCUCGGAGGAGAACAAGGAGGUCACGCUGCAGUGGAAGGGUGCGGGAGGCGAGCUGCAGAGUGCAUCCUACGACUACGCCGUCAUGGCCGUCCCGUUUGUCGUCAUGGCCAACUGGAGGCUUCCGAAGCUUGGAUCCACCCUCGAAAAUGCCAUCCGAACCUUGCCAUCUGUUCCCGCCUGCAAGAUAGCACUCGAGUACAAGACGCGGUUCUGGGAAAAGUUUGAGAACCCCAUCUAUGGUGGCUGCUCGACAACGACAGACAUCCCUGGCUUCGAAUCGGUUUGCUAUCCAUCCUACAACCUCAACGGCACCGGUCCGGCCUCAAUCCUGGCGUCCUACAACUUUGAAAGGACGUCACUGCACCAGGGCUCGCUCUCGGAGGAGGAGCACGUACAAAAGGCCGUCGACAUCAUGGUCGAGAUACACGGCGACGUGGCGCGCGAGCAGUACACGGGCAACUUCCGCAGAGUCUGUUCACACCACAAUGAGUUUCGCAUCGGGGCCUACACGAGUCCGAUGGCGGGACAGAUGGAGCUGUACAUUCCCGAGUACUUCAAGACUCACAGCAACAUGAUCUUUGUCGGAGAACACACUUCGUAUACUCACGCCUGGGUUGCUUCGGCGCUCGAGUCUGGCAUUCGUGGAUCGGUGCAGCUCAUGCUCGAGCUUGGACUCGUCGACGAGGCAAAGGCUGCCGUCGACAAGUGGAUGGCUCGGUGGAUAGAUGUGUAAAAAAAAGAAAGCACUAAAGACGUGUUGGACAUAGGCGGGUUGAGAUGCCUGAACGGAGUAAUGAUACUGCUGCGCCUCGUCACCAAAGGGUAAAGGAGCACUCAGCAGUUCUUGGCGAGCUCGAUGGAAGGUUUGAACCCUUGAAGAAUUCUAAGGGUCUGCCGAUAAGUGAAAGCCCAGGACAGGGAUGCAUGCAGGUCGCGGUCGGAAUUUUACUGCAGCUACUGAGCGGAACCACUAAUGUUGACAUGAAAAUGUGCAGCCAAGUUGCACAACCGAAUAGACGACUAGAUACAUGUCCUCUGUAUUGCGUCUCGACUGCGCGCAUUACAAUUCGAGAUGUGCGGUGAACUAAAAACUUGUGGUUGAUUCGGAAGGAUGAACUGAAAUGGCUGCUUAUUGAAGGGUUCAUUCAGGUCAGUGUACUGUACUGAACUCACUGUACUCAAACCCCAAGAGCAAGGAGCGGCCGUCAGAUUGUUGGGUUGCUUCCCUGCUGCCCUGUAAUUUAUUGCCUGCCAGGGAUCCCAGAACCCCGACGGGGCGGCCUUACCGUAAAUACAGUAAGCUGCCAAGGCCCGGCGGACAAUGGACUGAACGGGGAGUUUCCACCCUCAUAUAAGAUAAACCUGGGGGCUCGCUUUUACACCCAUGUCCUUUAGACUCGCCCCAAGUAUUUUGUUUUCUACGGUACAUACUUUGUAAUGGAAUAGCAAAUCUUAAAAAGCUACAAGACAAAAGCCCCGUGCGGACAAAAAGAGACCUGUCCUGAUUUGCGACCGCGACGAUAACGGAUAAGCACCGAAUUGUUGGGCCC